AUGAAAUAUUUUGCUGAGAUGGCAGUAUUAUUCUUAAGUUUACAAUUUGUUUAUGUAAAACCGUUACCUGGAAUAAAUUUCAAGAAACAUUUUGAAAUUGAGUUUAGUCCUACUCCGUUGAAAUCUUUAGAGUUAAUUUUUGAAAAGUGGUCUAAAUUCGGAAAAUUUAAGUUGUUUGGAAUAAAACAUAAAAUUGAAAAAAGGGAUUUAAAUGGUAUGAUUCUUCCACCUUCUAAUAUUAAAGAAGAAUCACAAGUACUUCCUUUGAAGGUAGAAUCUGUUACAUCUCUUCCACUACCGGUGCAGAGUGUUGUUGUUUUGUCAACUGUUCAGCCCUUAGUAAGUUCUGAAAAGCCUCCUCCAGAUGUGGUUGAAAAUGUUGUAAUGACUCCUGUUGUGGAACCGUCUGAUGAAGUUAUACAGCCAGUUCAUCCGUUCUCUGCUAUACAAGGUGAGCAAAAAGUACCAUCUGCAUCAACUGAAAAUACUACCACAUUACCUACGAGUAUAGCACUUAUAUUACCUCCAGUUAAUCAACCACCUGGAUUUUAUACUAACAUUCUCCGAACUCUAAAUAUGUCACUAGAUAAAGGAAAAGAUAAACAAAAAGCGAGCCUGCCAAUCCCAAGGGAGGAGAAUCCAAAUUUCAUCAUAAGAGGUUCAAGAUUCGCCAUGUAUUUUGGGUCGAUGUUACUACGUAUGCUAUCGCAAUAUCUUUCCGGUGGUCGUUUUACUUUUGCCAAUUUCCCAGGACAAGGUGCUACAACAUUAUAA
This is a messenger RNA of Parnassius apollo (apollo), 774 nucleotides long. NCBI's taxonomy places the organism in Eukaryota, Metazoa, Arthropoda, Insecta, Lepidoptera, Papilionidae. The record is from the annotation of a GenBank genome assembly.